AUGUCUUCGACAUUUGAAACGUCCACUGUCGCCUUUUACUACCCAGGUGCGCGAGAUCCAGGGCUGCGUCUCGUCGGCAAGCGGUACAUGUCUCCCAGAAAACCGGAAGCUGGCCUCUCUCUCGUCUUCACCCACUGCGCUGAUGAGGAGUUCUGGGAGCCAGCUUGGUCCUUCAACUGGCGGAACCAUGGAGAAUCAGCUGUUUUGAAUGAUACCAUACUGAAGGUACUACCCACAGGCCUUUCGGUGCAGGAGUGGGCGACUGCGUUGCAGGCAUUCCUCAAAUCGGACCACCUCUCAGGACAUGACGUUGUCGGUGUCGGUCACUCUUCCGGAGCUACCGCCCUCAUGAUGUCUACAACUUCCUCGAGUGACAUUCAGCCUCCAUACAAAAUCAUCAUCCUGGCUGAGCCUGCUCUAUUAACACGUCCUGUAUUUGACAGUCACCUUACGGAACUGCGCGCUGGACUCUCCAACACGCAGAAGAUGAUUGACGGGAGGAGAGACGCGUGGGACGACCGGAACGAAGCCAGAGGAUUCUUCAGAAAGCGAUUGCCGUGGAAGAUCUGGGAUCCGAGAAUCCUCGAGCUCUUCUUUGUUCAUGCCAUCUCGCGAUAG
Messenger RNA from Sparassis crispa, 618 nucleotides. RefSeq lists its product as hypothetical. The record is from RefSeq and is a predicted model, not a curated record. The transcript is spliced from 5 exons. Lineage: Eukaryota; Fungi; Basidiomycota; Agaricomycetes; Polyporales; Sparassidaceae. Bases 1 to 618 code for a protein of 205 amino acids.